Molecule: messenger RNA, 1983 nt
Organism: Scomber japonicus (chub mackerel)
Lineage: Eukaryota; Metazoa; Chordata; Actinopteri; Scombriformes; Scombridae
Gene: btbd10b
Product: BTB (POZ) domain containing 10b
Exons: 8
Coding region: 327-1802 (491 amino acids)
Biological process (GO): positive regulation of phosphorylation
Cellular component (GO): cytoplasm
Molecular function (GO): protein binding
Source: RefSeq, a predicted model, not a curated record
CGCUAACAGCGGCAGCUAAUGUGCGCUAGUUCGGUAUGCUAACACAGCAGAUCGUAGCUUGGCUCAGUGUGUCAGACGCGCUGACGAGAUCCUGUGCUGAAAUGUUUCAUGUUCAUCCAGCUAUUUAUUAACAACAUCCGCGAUCAUUCAGCUUCGUGUAUGUUCAAGUCGACGACCACAUUAAGCUAGUUUGUGAACUGAGAAGUGAGCUGUAGCCCGUGGUGUGCUAGGGAGCUGAUCAGUGGACUGAGCUGACUUGUUGAUUUCGCCAUUAACCAGAUUAUGAACGGUGAAAGAUCCAGACCGGACUCCCCCCUGUACGGGUGAUGGCAGCUCGUCUGCAGUCAUAUGACAGUAACUCCAGUGACACCGAAAACUGGGAACGAAACGCAACAAGCCGACCUCGCAAACUCUGCAAGCAUUCGAGCAACCAGACCCGUGCAUCUCGAGUGGAGGCACAACAGAGGAAGAUGAGCCUGCAUGGUGCCAGUGGGGGCUGUGACCGCUCACGUGACCGCCGCCGCUCCAGUGAUCGCUCCAGGGACUCCUCACAUGAGAGAGAAGGCCAGCUCACACCCUGCAUUCGCAACGUCACCUCACCCACCCGCCAACACAACAGUGAUCGUGAACGAGAUGGUGGCCAAUCAUCGAGACCCAGCAGUCCUCGGCCUCAGAGAGUGUCUCCCAGCGGCUCCAGCAGCAGUGGGGUGGUGAGCAGUCGUAACAGCAGCCUGUCCAGUACUGAAGGCACCUUCAAAAGCUUGGGAGUUGGUGAAAUGGUUUUUGUCUACGAGAAUCCCAAGGAGGGAGGAGCGAGUGCCACUGUUGGUAACCGCAACAUUAGGACUUCAGAGAAAGUCACUCUGAUCGUUGACAACACGCGCUUCGUAGUAGACCCUUCCAUCUUCACUGCACAACCCAAUACCAUGUUGGGCAGAAUGUUUGGAUCAGGAAGAGAGCAUAAUUUCACACGACCCAACGAGAAGGGCGAGUAUGAGGUGGCCGAGGGAAUCAGCUCAACAGUUUUCCGAGCAAUUCUGGAUUACUACAAAUCUGGGAUAAUCCGUUGUCCUGAUGGAAUCUCCAUCCCGGAGUUGCGGGAGGCCUGUGACUAUCUAUGUAUAUCUUUUGACUACAGCACCAUCAAAUGCAGAGACCUUAGUGCCCUGAUGCAUGAGCUGUCCAAUGAUGGAGCUCGGCGACAAUUUGAAUUUUACCUGGAAGAAAUGGUUCUGCCUUUGAUGGUGGCCAGCGCCCAGAGUGGAGAGAGAGAAUGUCACAUUGUAGUCCUUACUGAUGAUGAUGUGGUAGACUGGGAUGAAGAAUAUCCACCUCAAAUGGGAGAGGAGUACUCACAGAUCAUUUACAGCACAAAACUGUACAGAUUUUUCAAGUAUAUUGAGAACCGAGAUGUUGCCAAAUCAGUUUUAAAGGAGAGGGGAUUAAAGAAAAUACGACUGGGUAUUGAAGGUUAUCCUACAUAUAAAGAAAAAGUCAAGAAAAGACCAGGAGGUCGUCCAGAGGUAAUUUACAACUACGUCCAGAGGCCCUUCAUCCGCAUGUCCUGGGAAAAGGAAGAAGGUAAAAGCCGCCAUGUGGACUUCCAGUGUGUCAAGUCCAAGUCCAUCACUAACCUGGCAGCAGCAGCGGCUGAUAUCCCCCAGGACCAGCUGGUGGUGAUGCACCCUGGCCCCCAAGUGGACGAACUGGACAUCCUUCCUAACCACCCACCUAGUGGGAAUCACUACAGCAACAACUACAGCAACGAGCCUGAUGCUGAUGCACCUUCACCCGCUGUCUGAGGCCACACUGGUCCUCCUUCAAUGCCUCUGCCCCUCUCCUAUUCCUCCAGACCUUUUCCCAGCAUGCUGCAGCAUGGAGCGCCAGGGGUACCAUAACCAUAUUGCCUUGACACCUCCGUUGCAGCCUUAGAGCCUCAAGAACCUGGUUGACUGUAAAAAAAAAAGAAAGAAAAAAAUACAA